Molecule: messenger RNA, 2032 nt
Organism: Myxocyprinus asiaticus (Chinese sucker)
Lineage: Eukaryota; Metazoa; Chordata; Actinopteri; Cypriniformes; Catostomidae
Product: NXPE family member 3-like
Exons: 7
Coding region: 1-1575 (524 amino acids)
Source: RefSeq, a predicted model, not a curated record
AUGAGGGUUGUAUGGUCUUAUUUGUGUAAUGAAAAGAAGAAACCAUCUCCAGCCAGUUUUUUGUGUCAGCACAUUCCAAUCCUCCACAACUCUACAAACACCACAGACAGUUUAGACAAGUACUCCAAUUUACAGCAGGCUCUCUACUGGGCUGAACCAGACAGAUCUGUCACACAUGUGUCCCUCAGUACUAGUCCAGUCCACUCCACAUUCAUCAUCCAUGACCUGAGAGAGAGCUACCAAAUAGGGGAGGAGCUUUUUGUUAGUGUGCAUGCGAGGGAUUUUAACAACAAACCCAAACGUUAUGGAGGGGACUUCUUUCAAGCCAAGCUGUUCUCGUCUGCAACUAAGGCCAGUGUGUUUGGGGAGGUGGUGGACCUGAACAAUGGUUCCUACUCUGUGCGUUUCUUCCUGCCAUGGGUUGGUGAGGCACAGGUGGCUAUACGUCUUAUCCACUCCAGUGAAGCUGUGCAGGUCCUGAGGUGUCACAGAGACACUGACUCUGACAGAGUGUUUUUCAAUGGAUAUUAUGAGGGGCCAGAACCAAAUGGGAUCAGGCUGAGUGAGGAAGUGAAGUGUAAUGUGAAGUGGGACAAGAAUGGACUGGAGAGGAUGGGAACUGGAGACUGCUGCUGUGAAUACAAGGAUCCCCGUACUGGAGAAACAUGGCGCUGCCAGAAACCCAAAUCCCUGCCAUGCAAUGCCCUUGUGUACCACUCUAUGGGCAGGUAUAUCAACCGCCUGACUAAAGAAGAGAAGAUGCUUAUGAAGCACACCAACAAAUAUAUCAAUGGUGAAAAGAGCAUCAUCAAAAUUCUUCCUUCCAUUGCAUUUGAAAGUAUUGAUGUAAAUGAGAAAUGCCAUCCUGGUUUGCCAACACCAAUUCCAGCUGGCUUUUAUCUGUAUGAUGUGUGGACGUCCUUUGUCUGUAGAACCCAUCAUUUUACAACCCAAAUGACAACACAGUGCCUGAAAGACAAACACAUCCACAUGAUGGGAGACUCUACUCUGAGACAGUGGUUUGAAUUCUUGGUGGAAGCAGUACCAACCCUGAAGCAGAUGAAUCUGCAUGUUCAAUAUCAGGCAGGGCCACUCAUAGCAGUAGAUGUGGAGAACAACAUUGUCUUACAUUGGAGGGCUCACGGUGUUCCUCUGCGGUGUCUAGAAACAUCAGUGGUGAAUCUGCACUACAUCAGUAAUGAGAUUGAUGACCUGGCUGGAGGAUCCCACACUGUCAUUGUGUUUAAUCUGGGGCCCCACACAUACCCUCUGGAUAUUUUCAUCCGUAGAGUGUUGAGGAUUGGCAUAUCUGUACUGGCAUUGUUACAACGGGCACCAGACACUAUCAUCAUAAUAAAGACUGUCAACACUGGCUAUAAGGAUGUGUUUGGCAGUGACUGGUAUUCCUUACAGUUGGACAGAAUUCUACGAUGGGCUUUUCAGGAUGUUAGUGUUUACAUUUUAGAUGUGUGGCAAAUGACAGCCUGUCACUACAGCAAAGAGGACAUUCAUCCAGGCCCAAUCAUCAUCAAAAAUGAAAUUGACAUUUUCCUUUCAUUUAUUUGCCCGGAAUGAAUUUACAUUGUUUUGAAAUGGAGGAAUGUAAAGUGUUCAAAAAUAACUUCUAGUGCCAGUGAAAAGCCUGUCACAGGUGUAAGGCUGGCAUCAGGAUGUCUACACCCAAAAGGCUCUUUGAGAGCUAACAUCAUAAAACUCUCACACAGAUAUCCUUGGAAACUUUUAUAAGACAGAACACGCAGGAGACCUUCAGCCACGCCAUUGGAUACCGUCCUUGGGCCAUUGGGUGGCCUCCCUCUUACACAGGUGAUGUAGAAAAAAAAUGAAUUCAAAAACAAUUCUUAUUUAAAGAACUGCGUAAUUUACAAUGGAAAAAACAAAAACAAAACAGACAUACUGUGUCUUCACUGUGCUGUAUUUAAAUUGUCCCAAUCUAAUUUGCAUUCACAAGCCUGGAUCUUGUUUAUAAUGAGAUUCAUCAGGGUUAAAUGUGCACUCAGAAUUUUUUUUUUUC